AUGGCGCGGCACUUCGUGCUCAACACCGGCGCCAAGAUCCCCUCCGUGGGGCUCGGCACCUGGCAGUCUGACCCCGGCGUCGUUGGCAACGCCGUCUACGCCGCCGUCAAGGCGGGUUACCGACACAUCGAUUGUGCCAGAGUUUACGGCAAUGAAAAGGAGAUUGGUGUGGCGCUGAAGAAGCUAUUUGAAGAGGGUGUAGUGAAGCGAGAAGAUCUGUUUAUCACCUCUAAGCUAUGGAAUGAUCAUCAUGCUCCUGAAGAUGUGCCUGAGUCACUAAAUGAAACCCUGAAUGAUUUGCAGCUUGAGUACUUGGAUCUUUAUCUUAUCCAUUGGCCAUUUAGAGUCAAGAAGGGAACAAACCACAGUCCAGAAAAUUUUGUUACACCUGACAUCCCUGCUACUUGGGGGGCAAUGGAGAAGUUAUAUGAUGCUGGCAAAGCUCGUGCUAUUGGUGUGAGUAACUUCUCCUCAAAGAAAUUGGGUGACUUGCUUGCUGUGGCUCGUGUACCUCCUGCUGUUGAUCAGGUGGAAUGUCAUCCUGUUUGGCAGCAAACUAAGCUCCAUAGCUUUUGUCAGUCAACUGGUGUUCAUCUUACUGCUUACUCACCACUAGGUUCACCUGGUACAACUUGGAUGAAUAGUAAUGUCCUUAAAGAACCAAUAAUCAUCUCAAUAGCUGAGAAACUUGGGAAAACUCCAGCACAAGUGGCUCUGCGCUGGAACAUUCAGAUGGGUCAUAGUGUACUUCCAAAGAGCACGAACGAAGAAAGGAUAAAGCAAAACCUUGAUGUUUAUGAUUGGUCAAUUCCAGAGGACUUGCUUGCAAAGUUCUCUGAGAUUAAGCAGGCUAGGCUACUUAGAGGCAACUUCCUUGUUAAUCCAGUGAGCGUUUACAAGACCCAUGAGGAACUCUGGGAUGUUCCCGUCGCGUUGCGCCGUUGCCAAAACCGUAUCCUUUCCUCGGUAUCCAGCACGACUCUCUCACCAGGCGACCACCAUACCGUCGCUCUCGACCAGACCGAGACAGCGACGGAAGAGGAGAGCGGCGAGCGGGCCGGCAGAGAGAAGUGGAGGAAGAAGAUGGCCACCUAUUUCAUGCUCAACACCGGGGCUCGCAUCCCCUCGGUAGGGCUCGGCACCUACAAGGCCGGCCCCGGCGUCGUCGCCGACGCGAUCACCGCCGCCGUCAAGGUCUUCGCCUCUCCCUCCUCGAGCACUCUUUGUUCCGAAUGUGCUGUUCAGUUUGUUUUGCUCACAAGCCGGGUACCGGCACAUCGACUGCGCGCCGCUAUACAAGAACGAGAAGGAGAUUCAUUGGCCCUUUCAGAUAAAGAAAGGCAGCGAAGCUCAGAGCGUUCUGCCGCUCCAAUGGAGUUCGUUUCUCUAAAGAUUGGGGAAAACGCCGGCACAGAUUGCUCUGCGAUGGGGUAUCCAGCAGGGUCAGAGCGUGCUGAGUCAAGGUUGAAGGAGAACAUUGAUAUCUUCGGUUGGUCCAUUCCUGAAGAGUUGUGUGCCAAGUUUUUUGAAAUUGAACAGGUUAAGCAAAUCAGAAAUGAUGCAUUUGUGCACCCUCAGAGUAUUUACAAAACAAUUGACGAACUCUGGGAUGGUGAGAUCUAA
Messenger RNA from Miscanthus lutarioriparius, 1623 nucleotides. Lineage: Eukaryota; Viridiplantae; Streptophyta; Magnoliopsida; Poales; Poaceae. The record is from the annotation of a GenBank genome assembly.